AUGGACUUGGAGUGUCCUAACACUUUCCGUCGAUGUCCCGUAACAAACGGAGAAUGUAUUCCUCUACAUUACUUCUGUGAUAAAAAGAUGGACUGUCCCGACUGGUCAGAUGAGAACGAAAUUUCAUGUGGAAGCUGUUUAUCGCCUGACAAGUUGCGAAAUGGUGAACAGACCAGUCCGUUACCGCACCGUAAAAGGUACCUCGAGGGCCAAUCGAUUUCGUUCAUUUGCAACAAUGGAUAUACAUUAGUUGGAAACAGCACGCAAAUAUGCCAAAGUGGUACAUUUCAAGGCACAACUCCGCAUUGUUAUUCCUGGUGUUCAAAACCAGCACCGCUUGAAAAUGGACUAUGGAUUGGGUCUGAUUCCAUUGGUCACGGUGAUACUGUAUCUGUCAUUUGCAAUGUAGGAUACGAGUUAGACCCUGAGGAACCAACAGUAUUUACUUGCCAAGAUGGUCAGUUCGUUGGUGAAUUUGACAAACGUUGUAUUGAUAUUGAUGAGUGUACAGCAGGGCAACACAAUUGUGAUUCAGAUGCUAGUUGUGAUGAUACUAUUGGGUCUUUUGUAUGCACGUGCAACACAGGGUUCGAGGGUAACGGAACAUAUUGCACAGAUUUUGACGAAUGUGAAUCCAAAACAAGUACUUGUUCAGUUAAUGCCACCUGUACUAACACACAUGGAUCAUUUAAUUGUACCUGCAUCGAAGGCUUUGAAGGCGACGGUAUAUUUUGUCGAAUGAUACUUUAUUUUUCAUUUGGAAUCAGUGAGGGAGAUACAUCGCUUCGUCAGUCUUCCAAACAGAUAUCAGGAGAAUAUGUGUCUCCCGAAUUUAUCCUUUCAUUCGGCUUUCCAUUUGGCAACCAGUUUUUACGAUAUAUAUAUUUUACAGAAAAUGGGAAUUUUAUAUUGCAUGGCGAUGAUGAAGAUGUAGCGAUCUACCCGAACCCAUCGGUGAAUGGUUUUCAAAACAGUGACACCAGGAACAUCAUUGCAACAUUCUGGGCAGAUGGUGAUUUGAGCAAAGACAUUGGCGAUGUAUUUUACCAUAGAAACACAUUCCAAGCUGUUCUUCUAACCGAUGGACUUUACAGCUUUGCAAUAAAUUUCUUCGAAGAACGACGUAUGCUUUGGGAUCCCAAUCUAGAUUUCCUAAAAGAUGCUAUUUUGGGAUACAACAUUGCUCAUUUUGGUUAUGAAAACUUCCAGUUUCAACAACCGCUUGUAAGCAAUGUAUAUAGGCCAGAUCUGGUGCUAGGGAAUACCAAUGAACUUGGUCAGUGGAUUUUCCGGUUGGAGGACAAUACAGAGGACACUGUCAACCCCAAAAAGCGGUGCUUAGAUUGGUAUAUUGAGGAUUCAUCAAGUUUCUUUAACCCAAUUGGUCUGGGAACCUGUCCAUGUACGCUGCUUCAGGCUCUGAGAGAUGGCAGAUAUCGUUUUCAAAGUACAAUAACAAUUGCGUCAACCCCAAGUUACAUCUUACCUCUUCUGGAUGAUCUAGAGAUAUCGAGCGAUCUGUUUGUAACUGUGGUAACGCUCAUAGACCGCGCUAAAUACUAUGCAAUCUGCUUCCAGUCGUCGACAUUUAAUAUCUAUUUAUCUGGUACCGAAUGCUGUUAUCGAGGGAACCGUUUUGGGUUUUUCAACUCAGGUAUUUUAAACGGAGGCUACAAUGGAAUUGGAAUGAGCAGUUUCUCAUUUCGUUAUGGCUACACAUUCGGACAUUCGUUUCUUCCGUAUCAAUAUGUCUACCAUAUUUCUUCUGAUCUCAUGUCUCAGUAUUAUUGCUGCUAUGCCUCUGUUAGUGAAGACCUAUGCCAAUUGUACUACGAACGCCGGCCUGCGGCAUCUUGCCAGUUUUACAGACCUCCACAGUUGUCUUGGUGCUGGGGCGAUCCCCACAUAGCCACUAUCGACGGAUACCAGUACACAUUUAACGGUAAAGGAGAAUACAUGUGCACCGAUAUCAACAACGGAAUGUUUCAGUUGCAGUGCCGUAUGUCGGAUCCCAUUUCUGAACCAGAUGCAGAUGCGACCGUCUUCAGUGCAUUUGUUGGGAGACACACUGGAGAAAGUGCCACUUAUGUUCAAUUCUCCUUAAGUGAUAACGGAACUGACGUCAGUGUUCUUGUUAAUGGAACUGAAUCAAUAUCACUCGAUACACUGAGGAACGGUACCUAUUCUUCCAUGUCAGAUCCUGGUUUUUCAUUAUUUAUCCAAGAGCCAACUAACCUUACGUCUGGAAAUGAGAGAGUCUACGCUUCUUGGAGCACCGGCAUUGCAUUUGGAGUUUCUGUCACUGAACAGAUGUUAGCUAUUGUAGUAGAGUUAGCUGCAGAGUACCAAGGACAGACUGCUGGCCUUUUAGGUGUCUGGAAUGAUAACAAAACAGAUGACUUAUGCUCCAAAAGUAAUGUGUGUCUGGAUACAAGUACGAACCUAUCUGAAUCUGAUAUAUUUGAUACCUGUAACACAUGGAGGCUUACAGAGGAAGAGUCAGCAUUUGUCUACAAGGAAGGAGAAAGUUACUCGGAUGUUAAUGAUGAAAGUUUUAGGCCAAAAUUUCUAGAUGAACUGUUAGAUACAGCAGAACCUGCUUUACUAGAUGAGGCCAACUCCGUUUGCGGCAACAAUCAAGAGUGUUUGUUUGAUGUUUUAGCUACGCAAAAUAUAAAUAUCGGUGAAAGUACGAGGAUUACAAACGAAAUAAAUAGCAAUGAUAGAGAGAUCUUAGAAAAUAUACCACCAGUGAUAAAUCAAAUUAUUGAUAUGAGCGAGGAGAGUGUCUUAACUGAUGGCUUCAAACUUAGUGUGCGUGUAAAUCAGACAAUUGUUCUACGAGUAAACGCAUCUGACGAGAAUGAGGGUGACGUCUUAAACUAUUUUAUUCAAAACGGAAUUCCUGGAUCAAACAUAACAAAUGAAACUGGACUUUUCACUUGGAAACCAACCUCAAUUGAUAUAGUUGAUCUAGUAUUUGAAGUCAGUGAUGGGACACAGAAUACAGCUAAGUACAUGGAAGUAAAAAUUUGCGCAUGCGUGAAUGGCGGCGUGUGUGACUAUGACACUCUUGUAGAAGGAUCCGAUCUUCCAAAUAACAGAUUUGCGGUUGUACAGUGUACCUGCUCACCUGCAUGGACAUCAUUCGAUUGUUCUGAAGAUUACGAUGCCUGCAUGGAGGACCCCUGCUUUACUGGUGUUAUCUGUAAAGACCAUAUGGCACCAGAAGUGAAUGCAACGUGUGGUAACUGUCCCGCGGGCCUAGUGGGAAACGGUAUUAAGUGCUACGACUAUGAUGAGUGUUUAAACGGUCAAGACCGAAUUGAGGGUGCUCUUUUCUGCGAACAUACUGAGUUAUGUGUGAAUACAUUGGGAAGCUACGAGUGUAGUUGUCAAUCUGGAUAUGAACUGCAUCUGAAUGGAAAAGAAUGUACAGAUAUCAAUGAAUGCGAUCGCUCUACGGAUAACUGUGCCGCCAAUGCUGAAUGCAGUAAUACUAUAGGAUCCUACAAUUGUACAUGCAACGAAGGCUACGCGGGCAAUGGCAUUGAGUGUACUGAUAUUAAUGAAUGUUUCACUCGUACAAACCCAUGCAGCCUCACUGCUGACUGCUUUAACACCGACGGCUCUGUAUAUUGUGUUUGUAAAAAAGGAUACUUUGGCAAUGGAAUUGUUUAUAUUGAUGAGUGCACUCUUGGUACUGAUGGAUGUCAUCAUGAUUGCCUCAACACUAUUGGAUCAUACAACUGCACAUGCGCAGACUCCUUUUCCCUUUCUAAUGACCAACAUUCUUGUACACCAUUGGUAGGAAUGGAAUGUACUGGUUCAAACCCAUGUGAUUCGUCGGCUAAUUGUAUCCAUGAUGAUCAAGGUAAUCCAAGUUGCUACUGUGACAGUGGUUAUCAACUGAGUAAUAACGACAACGCCUGUGAAGAUAUAGACGAAUGUACAAACAGUGAAAACGCAUGUGAUGAUACCGUUGGUGCAUGUACCAAUACGGACGGGGGCUAUAUGUGCAGUUGUCCGUCCGGUUUUGAGCUACAAAAUGACCUUAGGACUUGUCAAGAUAUUAACGAGUGUUACAGAGUUACCUGUAUCGCCAAUGCCGAAUGUGUCAAUGUCAAUGGACCUGUAUACUAUACUUGUAGCUGUCUUAAUGGGUUUAAUGGAACGCAGUGUGCAAAUAUUGACGAAUGUACAGAUAACCUACACGAUUGCACUGGGAAUUCCGAGUGUAGAGACCAAGAAGGCAGUUAUGUAUGCGUUUGUCAAAUGGGAUUCACUGGGAAUGGAAGAAUGUGUGUAGAUGAGAACGAAUGUUUGUCGAUGGGUACUUGUCAUAGCCUGGCAACUUGCAGCAAUACUAUUGGAUCUGUUAAUUGCACAUGUCCGGAUGGUUACAGCGGAGACGGCGUUACUAGUUGCACAAAUAUUGACGAAUGCAGUAAUAUUAAUAGUCUGUGUCAUGACAAUGCCAACUGUACCGAUACGCCUGGAUCAUACAUUUGUGCAUGCAUAGAAGGCUACCGUGGAGACGGGUUCGAAGCAUGUGACAACAUUGAUGAAUGUAGCGAUCAGCCUGAUAUUUGUCAUCAACAGGCAACGUGCACAGACAACAUAGGCUCAUACACAUGUCUAUGUAAAGUGGGUUUUGACGGAAACGGGUUCAUUUGUGAGGAUAUAAACGAGUGUGCCCUUGAUGCGGAUGAGUGUGACGUCAAUGCGCGUUGUAAUAACACAGUGGGAUCGUUUACGUGCUUCUGUAACAUUGGCUAUGUAAGCACUGAAGGAGGGAACGCUCGAAAUGACACUUGCAACGAUUACGACGAAUGUGACUACAGAAUUGAUAUGUGCCAUAACUUUGCUACAUGUACAAAUACUGUCGGAUCAUACACUUGUGGAUGCAAAAGUGGAUUCACUGGAGACGGCUACAAUUGCAAAGAUAUAGAUGAAUGUGAUCAACAGGUUAAUACAUGUGAUAUUGAAGCGAAAGAGCGAUGUGUAAACACUCAGGGAUCCUACUAUUGUACCUGUCAAACCUUUUAUUUCAACAUUAGUGGCCAAUGUCAAGCAUCAGCAUCGAAAACGCUAAUGGUUGAAUUCUUGUACAUCAAAGGAUUGAGCGUGACAAUGUUUCAGUUUGAUUUUGAUGAAACCUCAGUGGGAUUAGCAAAAGAUAUGGAUACUCUUUUCCGAAUGAGUGUUAUUAAAGAUCAAUAUUUCGGCACUGAAACUGCUGCAUUUUAUAAUGCCACCAAUGGCUUAGGAGUCUCCUUUAUCGUCAGUUUCGAUAAAGAUUUAAACAUUACGGACGAACAGUUACUGCAAGUAUUCUUAAAUGGGCUAACAGGCAGUAGUAUGGACUUCUUGGAUCCUGACAAUCAGGUGUAUGACGUUGAUGUUAUGGAACCUGAUAUCAACCCCUGCUUUGAGAGCACAGACGACUGCUUACAGAGACUUUUCCAAGAUUGCAUUUUUUUAGGCCACAAGCAGUACGAUUGUCAAACAUGUUUUCAUGGCUAUAUACUAAAUGAAACCAGUGAUUCAUGCGUGGACGAUGAUGAAUGCGCCAAAGAGACCUUCGAAUGUCCAUCUGACUCUAAAUGUAAUAAUACUUAUGGCAGCUACGAAUGUGUCUGUCUGCCGGGAUUCAUAAUUGAAGACAAUGCAUGUAUCGACGACGAUGAAUGUGCCAAAGAGAACUUCGAAUGUCCAUCUGGUUUUAAGUGUAAUAAUACUUAUGGCGGCUACGAAUGUGUCUGUCUGUCAGGAUUCAUCAUUGAAGACAAUGCAUGUAUCGCCCUCCAGCUGAAAUACUGUACAAGGAAAGCAGCGAAGGGAAUUAAACCGGCGACCAAGGUUAUCUCUGAGCGUCAGCUUACACACACAGUGGCUCCACUGG
Anneissia japonica is the source of this 5905-nucleotide messenger RNA. RefSeq lists its product as uncharacterized. The transcript is spliced from 38 exons. The record is from RefSeq and is a predicted model, not a curated record. The annotation marks the transcript as partial. Gene Ontology annotation, molecular function: protein binding; calcium ion binding. Lineage: Eukaryota; Metazoa; Echinodermata; Crinoidea; Comatulida; Comatulidae.